CAACUCGGACGUGCCUGGGUGCAGUAAUUUAAGGGAACCACCGGCUCGGUACUUUCCCGGGAGGCUGUGCUUGCUAGGUACAUCACCUCAACAGCCCCAGGAUAUCCAUGUGCUGCCUUCUCGUCUCUUCGUAUACAUUGUGCACCACGAUUUGCACCGAUCACUCGUUCGUGCAGGACACUCGCUUUGACUGGCUCUCAACACCAAACCUGAUCGACUAAGUGGCUAUUUAGACAUGACAUCAACACGUCCCAAUCAACAUCCAUGGAUCUCGGCUUACGAGAAUGCCCCAUCAUCUGCAUGUGCGACCCUGCGCGCUGUUUCCAACGCUGCCGAGUAUGGGUUGAUGUGCGUCUUCGCAGAGGAAGACGGUGACCCACUCCCCAACUCUGUCAACACCGACUGUCUCCCUUGGGCAACUGGCUCUGUCCCUGCGACUUCCGUAUUUUACUCGCCUGCCGUUGCAUGCCCGACCUCCUGGACGGCCGUAGCAACUCGCACUGCCGCAGAGGGCGCAAAUGAUUGGGUCGAAGGCGAAACAGCAUUGGAAUGCUGUCCACCGGGGUUCAUAGGAGGGAGUGGAGGCAUGUGCAACCCUGGGACCAGCGGAACAACGCCCGUAGUAAAGUGCGGUGAGGCGGAUGCAGAGGAGAACGAGAAUGUGGUCUACACAGCGGGGAGUUGGCCGGCGACUCUGAGCGCGCGGGUCACGGCGCUGCAGUUGAGGUAUCAAUCCACUGAUGUCGGAUUGAGUGCAAGUGCUGCUUCCACUGCUACCUCAGAGAACGGAAACUUGAGCACAAGCACAAGUACAAACAGCCCCGGGUCAGGAGAUGGAGAUACUGGGCUGUCGGUAGGAGCCAAGGCUGCAAUUGGGACUGUAGUUCCCCUGUUUGUCAUAUUGGGAGCGUUGGCAGCGUUCCUGCUUUGGCGGCGGCGGAAGAACAGGAAAACUAUCGCGGAGAAGACUAUGGACGUUGCGGACGGACACGGAACCAAACACAGAUACGAAGAGGUUUCCCAUGAGACGUUGACGGGCUCUAAAGGAACAUCUGUUGCUACGGCGCCCGCAAAUGCUGUCACGACUCGCGAUAACCCCAACGAGACACCUGAAUGGAAUACAGAACUCGAUGCCACAGAGGCCGAGAGAAGGAGAUACAUAGCGGUCCAAGGCAGCCUUUUCGCUCCGGAAGGUGGUGCUGUUAUGUCUCCAUCGAGUCCUGGGCCGGCAAGUGAGGCAAGUGAACUGGGUGGCAUGAUGAGGGUCAACAGGAAACCAAUUGCGCCAGUCGAACUUGAUUCCACACCACUGACGGCUGAGUUGAAUGGACAUGGCGAUACAGAACAAAGAUAGAGAGAAAAGUUCAAAAGCAAGAUGAUACCCACGUUCUUUGCAUUUAUUCUUAGCGUAGCGUCUAUCAGAUUUCAUACGGCGCCCUGAUGGUACGGGUGACAUGCUCCAGUCCUUGAUGCCAUCUCAGAGUGGAGUUGGCCUACACGAGCUCGGAACUGACUACAUAUGUAAGUUUGAUCAAGACCUCAGAAUGUGCAACGAUACGCAUCUUUGAGGCUCCUCACCG
Molecule: messenger RNA, 1580 nt
Organism: Boeremia exigua
Lineage: Eukaryota; Fungi; Ascomycota; Dothideomycetes; Pleosporales; Didymellaceae
Exons: 1
Coding region: 236-1354 (372 amino acids)
Source: RefSeq, a predicted model, not a curated record